Messenger RNA from Amyelois transitella, 1760 nucleotides. RefSeq names its product integrator complex subunit 15. The record is from RefSeq and is a predicted model, not a curated record. Lineage: Eukaryota; Metazoa; Arthropoda; Insecta; Lepidoptera; Pyralidae. The transcript has 7 exons. The coding region runs from base 160 to 1344 and encodes 394 amino acids.
UGGGCAAACAUUCAAUUAUUUUCGACUCACUCACGGUACAAAAAAUAAAAUGUCAAAAUCAUAAAUAAAGCAAGCAAACAACAUAACCUAAAAAUUCAAAUAAAAUUUUGGGUUGUUUGUAGAAGCAAAAAUCUAAAAAUAUCUCGCAAGCGUUGAACAAUGUCUAUAUCAGAUAUUAAACAUUCCUUGAGGAAAUAUGAAUUUCCAGCUUGUGCAAAGGAAGCUCUAUGCAGAAUUGAACAAAUUCUUAUUGGACGUAUAAGUCCAUCAAGCAAGCAGCUUGAUGUUGCCAUGGACAUAAUAUCAGAGUUCAUGUUUUGCGAGACGGACCGCCGCGGCGGGCGGCGGGGCGCUGGCCUGAGCCCUCUGCAGCAGCUGCAACUCAUCGAUAUCAUCUGUGACUACCUUUCUGCCUGCACUAACGAGACAACUAAGAAUACAGUUUUUCUGUCUUUGUUUGGAGGCGUGGAGGGGCAGAGAAGGCUUAAAAUUCUGAGUAUCUUGGCGAGUAUGGCUGUGUCUGCUUCUAGCACUCCUGUACUACUAGCAGUAGGUGUUUGGCUUCAACAAACGGGGUGUUCCUCACCACAGUCGCUCCAACUGGUGGAAAAUAUCAUCCGUGACCACUUCUUCCUCAACACUUCCAAUCAGAGCUCCUUGAAGUCCCUUGCCAACUCAGCUCCGCAGUUCGUGUCAAACUUCAUCACAGCUGUUACAGAGCUGUACAAGCUGGACAUGCAAGAAACCAAGAAGUUGCCACCAAAGAAUCUCUUAGAAAUUAUAACAGCUUGGGUGCACGGCAGCCCGGGGCUGUGCAUGUCCGCGUUGCAGGCGGCGCCGCUGCCGGCCGGCGCCAUCCCCAUGGCGGCCGUGGCGCCGCUGGCCGGCUUGCUGCGCUGGACCACGCUCGCGCCGCUGGUCUGCACUGAUGUAGAAAUGGUGGAAGUGACAGUUCCUAUGAAGCGGAUAAAGCUGGAGAAUGAAAAAGAAGCGAUUGUCAAAACACCGCCCGUCAAAACUAUGACUGAAUCGGAGUUGUACAUCAAACUGCAUCUAGGCGUGCUGCAGAGCGUGCGGGCGGGCGCGCGGCCGCGCUGUGCGGCGGCGGUGAGCGCGCAGCACCUGGCCGCGCUCGCCGCGGACCUGCGCCAUCUCUGUCUCUCUCUCGCCGCCGCCUCCGAUACCAAGCAGGAGUGCCUAGAUCGCAUAGGGCAAGCAGUGCAAGUGGCCCUGGCCAAUGGCUGUGUGUACGGCAACAUCAGCAUCCUGCUCAGCGCACUGGAGACUUUGCCAGAGAACAGAUUGCUUCACCUUGUUAUACAAAAGCACAGACAGACCAUCUGACUGCCACUGUGAUACCAACUUGACACAUGAACAAAGGCCUUACUUAGUGCAUUAAUUGCAGCUAUAGGAAUAUUGUAAAGGCUUAAACGUCAUUGGUUGACUACUGUUUUAAACAUUGGUAUUUUACUUCAUUGAUCUGAAGCAUUUUUAAAUAAGGAAUGAUAAGACAACAUGUAAGCUGUAUGAGCUUGUGCCCUGGCUUUCAUGGACACAAAGAAAUACAAAAUACACAGAAUAAUUUUUGGAAAAUGGAUGCCUUGCCUGUUCUCGCAGCGUGACAGAGUUAUACAAAAAAGUAUAAUGAAAUAGGUAUAUAUUAUUUUUUUGUAAAUAGUUAUAGUUAUGGGUUAGGUAAAUGGGUAACAAUGUGAUGUACACUAAUAAAUAAUCAGUAAUAAAUAAAGAGAUGAAAAUGU